AUGGCCUCCACUCGCUCCUUGAUGCGCCUGGGCUCUGGCCGCUCUGUGGCAUCUGCCACGAGGUCUAUGGCCGCCCGCACCUUUUCCUCGGCCUCCCUUCAGUAUGCCCCCAAGGCCUCGACAGCACCAGGCCCGGAGCCUGAGAACAUGCGCCAAGCGCAGCGCCCGCCCCCGGGACCUCUGCGUGCCCCCGUCGUCAACCCUACCGACAAGUACCAGCCCAUGGCCGAUAACCUCCACACCUACGGCCAGUACAUCAUGUCCUGCCUUCCCAAGUACAUUCAGCAGUUCACCGUCUGGAAGGACGAGCUCACCGUGUACACCGCCCCGGCCGGUAUUCUUCCCGUGAUGAGCUUCCUCAAGAACCACACUGCCGCCGAGUUCACCCAGGUCUCCGACAUCACUGGUGUCGACUUCCCCACUCGCGACCAGCGCUUCGAGGUCGUUUACAACCUCCUCAGUGUCCGCUACAACUCCCGCAUCCGUGUCAAGACCUACGCCGACGAGGCCACCCCCGUCCCCAGUGUCACCGGCCUCUACGAGGGUGCUCUCUGGUACGAGCGUGAGGUUUACGACAUGUUCGGUGUCUUCUUCUCCGGACACCCCGAUCUGCGCCGUAUUAUGACCGACUACGGUUUCGACGGCCACCCUCUCCGCAAGGACUUCCCCUUGACUGGUUACACUGAGCUGCGCUACGACGAGGAGAAGAAGCGCAUUGUCAUUGAGCCUUUGGAGCUUACUCAGGCCUUCCGUAACUUCGAGAGUGGUUCCACCGCCUGGGAGCCUGUGGGCGCUGGUCAGAACCGCACCCCCGAGUCUUUCAAGCUUCCCACUCCCAAGCCGGAGGAGAAGACCGAAGAAAAGAAAUAG
Molecule: messenger RNA, 870 nt
Organism: Penicillium olsonii
Lineage: Eukaryota; Fungi; Ascomycota; Eurotiomycetes; Eurotiales; Aspergillaceae
Source: the annotation of a GenBank genome assembly